Messenger RNA from Amphimedon queenslandica, 824 nucleotides. RefSeq lists its product as uncharacterized. Lineage: Eukaryota; Metazoa; Porifera; Demospongiae; Haplosclerida; Niphatidae. The record is from RefSeq and is a predicted model, not a curated record. The coding region runs from base 24 to 809 and encodes 261 amino acids. The transcript is spliced from 6 exons.
UGUAGUGUCUUCUCUUAAACCAAAUGUUGUUUUAUUUAAUAUCUCUCUCUCUCUCUCUCUCAGUUCUCACUAAAGGUCAAUGGACAGUAAGUGAAGUACUAGAUUCUACUGAUCUUACUAAAGAGGCCUAUCAACACAAAUAUCAAUCAUUCCUUAAAACAAGACAAUGGUCGCAAGAUCAUUGUUCUAUAGUCUAUCCAACAGAAAAGGAAGUACAACAGCAGCAGUACAUACAAGUACUGCAACACGAGUUAAGAGUAUUUGAAGUAAAUAAAACCUUACUUCAGGAAGCACUCUUUGAGGCUAGUCAGCAAGGUGAUGUUACUGAUGAUACUUACACUAAGACUCCUCCUCCUCCUGCUAGUGUUGAUGAUUCUAAAGUGAAGAGUUCAAUACAAGAAUGGAAGAACAUUACUGAAGAGAUUGAGAAACUUAAAGCUAAUAUAACGAUGCUGACUGAAGAGAAAUCACAAUUAGAGGAAAAGAAUGAGAAUUCAACUGAAGAGAAUGAGAAACUUAAAGCUAAAGUUGUUGAUAGUGAAACUUAUAUAGCCACACUGACAGAGGAGAAAACUUUAACUAAUGAAGAGCUUAAGCAGCUUAAUAUAGUAAUUGCUAAACUGACAAAAGAGAAAUUACAACUAAAGGAAGAGUUGCAGUCAAUGAAAGACACCACAACUACUGAAGAUAAUGAGAAGGAAUUAAAGGAGAGAGAGCCAGUCAAAGAUAUUGGUAUUCAGUUUGAUUAUAUUGUUCCUUCAAUGGGUAAGAGAUACAUGUACAUAGUAAUUUUAAUACCAUUGUUAUAAGCUUUGGAAUUUGUU